Molecule: messenger RNA, 1460 nt
Organism: Suillus paluster
Lineage: Eukaryota; Fungi; Basidiomycota; Agaricomycetes; Boletales; Suillaceae
Exons: 2
Coding region: 123-1121 (332 amino acids)
Source: RefSeq, a predicted model, not a curated record
AGUGCCACAAAAUCUGCCAUUGACAACAACGCAAUUGAAUCACACCGAGCAAGUACUGUGGAUGUGGAGUGUACACACUUUCUUCACAUAAAUACUAGCUAUAGCUUGCUUUCGUAUCAUACAUGAUGCCGCCUUCCCAAGUAAACUCCCCCUUCGACCUCGACUUCGACCCACGAACAAGCAUGCCCGCCAGCGUUUCGACUCAGCACCUUCCUCCUAUUUCUGAGGAUCCACUCCCCCGUACAGGCUCUCGGCCUACAGGAGAGUCAAGUCAGGACACAUUAUUUGACAGACGAACUCAGAGUGUACCCACACUCGAUAUUCCUACGCCAGGGUCAUCGACAGAACCACUACUGGAGACCCAGGAACCACCUUCUCGCUCAUCGGCCCCUUCUCCCGCACCCACCGAGAUCAUCCCCCUGGACCUGACACAGGAGGAAAUCGUAGAAGAAAUCCAGAAAAUGGGAAUAAAAGUUCGCGAUUUUGCGCACGAGGCCGUUCCAAUUCCCCACCGCGCUGUGGAGCUCUUUGAUCCCCUACAGGCAUGGAACACGUACGAAACUGUAAUUUCGCACCCCGUUAUGAUACGGCCAUGCCUUCCAGGGAAAAUAACGCGUCGCUUGAUUGAUAUGGGCUGGAUUAAGAAAGCAGAGGAAGAGGAGCGAUGGAGUAGCAAGGACAGGGAGGCACUCGAAGCCUACGACCAACGACCUCAUUACCCAUGGCGCGCUUUCAACCUUCCCAAACCCAAACGGGAAGCGCUUGCCAAGACGUGGAGAAUGAGGUUUCAAGAGCUUACCGCCGAACAAAUGCUGGCGACAAUUGCCAGACCCUUUUCACGGUUUAGGGCGCCUUUUGAAUUUGGCGGGACCGCAGACAAAAAGCGGGGUGCUGCUGACGAACAGGAGGGGCCUGACGAAGACGUUUCACCGCGGACAAAGAAGCGACGGUUGGAACAGCAAGAGGCAGGGUCUCUGCCACCAAUGCCGAGCCAACCACCUGUCCUAAUCAAUGGUCGGCCACCUCAACAAUUCCCAGCUGGCAAUCCAGCAGAAAUGCAAAAGUCAUCAUCCUUGUUUCAACCAACUUCUUCCCGUACGCUUCAGCGCGUAUCGUCCUAAAUUAUGCUACUUCGAGAUGAAUAGCCUACAACAAUUCACGCCGCGUUACUUCCGCCUUUUUUUCUUUUUUCUUUUGACAAUAAUUGCCACUGCGAGUCACAAAGUAAUGUUGUGACUGUACUGAUAUCUGUUCACUUACUUGGGAUGAGGACGAGUACUUAUUUCCGGAGAUUGUAGCAUUACUAUCAAGUCAGCUGUACUCCGUGCUCUUGUAAUGUUUCUACCUUUCGUUCUGCUACCAUUGCCAAACAAUUGUCAAACAGGCACGUGAUGUCCGUGUCGAUCAUUGGUCGAUCGUGAUCGAAUUGCCAUCCGGAGUUGCAUGUGCUUAAAAGCUUU